Molecule: messenger RNA, 990 nt
Organism: Saccharomyces kudriavzevii IFO 1802
Lineage: Eukaryota; Fungi; Ascomycota; Saccharomycetes; Saccharomycetales; Saccharomycetaceae
Gene: COQ4
Product: ubiquinone biosynthesis protein COQ4
Exons: 1
Coding region: 1-990 (329 amino acids)
Biological process (GO): ubiquinone biosynthetic process
Cellular component (GO): mitochondrion; mitochondrial inner membrane
Source: RefSeq, a predicted model, not a curated record
AUGCUAAGACCAUCUAUGUUAAGGUCAAUCACUGCAUUAUCAGGGAAAUGCCAACGUCGGGGAAUAGUUCUUCCUGCAGCUGCAAUGUACACCUUGGGUUCGUUAGUAUUUGGCAGGGAAGCAAGGUUGGCGGAUGCCAUGGAACGUGGUGAGUUACAUAACAAGAACGUGGAUUAUGUGAAAGAGGCUGAAGAACGCACAGAGUCGCGUAUUAGGGCCCUGGCUAAUAGUAGACCGCUGAAGCCUCGGUACGAAGGCCAUGUCCCCCUUUAUCAGUACGAGAAGUUGUUAUUAUUUGCAAUUUCCGGUUGGAAUUCAUUCUUUCAUCCUGAAGAUGGUUAUAACAUUGUCCAGCUGGGUGAGGCCACUGCCUUGCCUGUCUUCUUGGAGAGUUUGAAGCAAACAAUGCUUAGCGAUCCUUCUGGGAGACGCAUCCUAAAGGAACAGCCCAACAUUACAACAGAUAUUUUACAUAUGGAUAACUUGGCCAAACUGCCCCAUAACACUUUUGGAUAUGUGUACUAUCAGUGGUUGAAAAGAGAAAACGUUUCUCCGGACACGAGAGCACCUGUUAAAUUCAUUGAUGAUCCCGUGCAUGCAUAUAUUUUCAAGAGGUACAGACAAUGCCAUGAUUUCUACCAUGCUAUAACCAACAUGCCUAUUAUUAUCGAGGGUGAGGUCACCAUAAAGGCCCUAGAGGGUGCCAACUUGGGCGUUCCUAUGGCUAUUCUUGGUGGUAUCCUCGCACCUUUACGGCUGAAAAAAGCGCAAAGAAAAAGGCUGUACGAUAUAUAUCUCCCAUGGGCCGUUAGAACAGGUUUGAGUUGCAAGCCAUUGAUCAAUGUGUAUUGGGAGGAAAUGUUGGAAAAGGAUGUCGAUGUCUUAAGAAAGGACCUGCAAAUAACGCUCCCCCCAGAUCUAAGGACAAUGAGGAAGGAGCGUAUAGCCCUCAGGAGGGAACUUGAGGCGAAAUAUAACACACACAAAUGA